Molecule: messenger RNA, 2626 nt
Organism: Xenopus tropicalis (tropical clawed frog)
Lineage: Eukaryota; Metazoa; Chordata; Amphibia; Anura; Pipidae
Gene: gabrb2
Product: gamma-aminobutyric acid type A receptor beta2 subunit
Biological process (GO): monoatomic ion transmembrane transport; monoatomic ion transport
Cellular component (GO): membrane; plasma membrane; postsynaptic membrane
Molecular function (GO): transmembrane signaling receptor activity; GABA-A receptor activity; monoatomic ion channel activity
Source: RefSeq, marked provisional
GUCAGCAGCAGCAGCAGUAGCAGCACUACAGAGAGACAAGUCGCUGCUGCCUGCACUGAGCACAGACAACGCAGGGGAACAAGUGAGCAGCAGCAGCAUUAAGCACGCAUAGAAGCAAACUGAGCCACAGGGGGUCAUUCAGCUGGGGUAGAGGAGUCACCUCUGGCUGCCUAAAAGUUGGGGAGGGGGGGUCCUAUUCCCCCUGUCCCCACCAUUGUUUGCGCUUAUGUCUGUAGCCUGUGAAUGCUGCUCUCUUUUGAUGUUGGGCUGAGAUGUGCGCAUGCGCAGCACUUUAGAAUUACUGCACUGGCCAGAAUAAGUUGGAUGUCUUCUGCUCUUCACUGGAAAGCCUAAAAUUCCCAUCAGAACCUAAAGGGAUGCUGAGGAUACAGAAAAAGGGUUACCUGGGGAUCUGGUCAUUCCCUGUCCUGAUUACAAUGGUCUGUACGCAAAGUGUCAACGAUCCCAGCAAUAUGACACUGGUUAAGGAGACGGUGGAUAGACUGCUGAAAGGCUAUGACAUUCGUCUGAGGCCGGAUUUCGGAGGUGACCCUGUGGCAGUGGGUAUGAAUAUCGACAUUGCCAGCAUAGACAUGGUAUCAGAAGUCAACAUGGACUAUACCCUGACAAUGUACUUUCAGCAAGCGUGGAGGGAUAAAAGACUUUCUUAUUCAGUGAUUCCUUUAAAUUUGACCUUGGACAACAGAGUAGCAGAUCAGCUCUGGGUUCCUGAUACAUACUUCCUGAAUGACAAGAAGUCUUUUGUCCAUGGAGUUACAGUGAAGAACAGAAUGAUCCGUCUGCAUCCUGAUGGUACCGUGCUUUAUGGUCUCAGGAUCACGACAACUGCUGCUUGUAUGAUGGACCUCAGAAGGUAUCCGCUAGAUGAGCAAAACUGCACCCUAGAAAUUGAAAGCUACGGAUAUACUACAGAUGACAUUGGAUUCUACUGGCGUGGUGGGAAUAAUGCUGUUACAGGAGUGGAGAGGCUUGAACUGCCACAAUUCUCAAUCAUAGAUUACAACCUUCUUUCAAGGAAUGUGGUUUUCUCAACAGGAUCUUAUCCAAGGUUAUCUCUCAGUUUUAAGUUGAGGAGGAACAUUGGCUACUUCAUCUUGCAGACAUACAUGCCCUCAAUAUUGAUCACAAUUCUUUCGUGGGUUUCUUUUUGGAUUAACUAUGAUGCAUCAGCUGCUCGAGUUGCUUUGGGAAUCACAACUGUUCUGACCAUGACAACCAUUAACACACAUUUACGAGAAACUCUACCCAAAAUCCCAUAUGUGAAAGCUAUCGAUAUGUAUCUUAUGGGCUGCUUUGUGUUUGUUUUCAUGGCUUUAUUGGAGUAUGCUUUGGUCAACUACAUAUUUUUUGGCAGAGGACCGCAACGGCAAAAGAGAGCAGCAGAAAGGGCUGCACAUGCCAAUAAUGAGCAGAUGCGAAUGGAACUUAAUAAGAUGGACCCCCAUGAAAAUAUCCUAUUAAGCACACUUGAGAUAAAAAAUGAAAUGGCAGCAUCCGAAGCAGUAAUGGGGCUUGGGGAUCCACGGAGCACUAUGUUGGCUUAUGAUACUUCAAGUAUUCAGUACCGCAAAGCCGGGUUACCCAGACACAGCUAUGGACGGAAUGCCUUAGAACGACACGUUGUUCAAAAAAAGAGCAGACUACGAAGACGCGCAUCCCAGCUUAAAAUUAAUAUUCCUGACUUGACUGAUGUAAAUGCCAUAGACAGAUGGUCACGCAUGAUCUUUCCAGUGGUUUUUUCAUUCUUCAACAUUGUCUACUGGCUCUAUUAUGUGAAUUAAAGACUAAAAGCCAUACAGGAGACAAGAACUGGAUUUCCAUUCAGUUUGUGUUUAACCAGAAGUGGGGCUUAGACAAAAAAUAUUCAGGACACAAGCUAUUUUAAAACACCUUAGUUGCUGGCACAUUCCACUGUGUAUAUUUAAAACUGGUUUUAUUCUAUACCGAGUAAGUAUAUCACUACUCCUUCUACUUUAUAAUAAUGAGUUACUUUUAUAAACAUAUUCAAGUUUUUCCUUCUGUAGAGGCAAGUUCAUUUUAAGCAAAAUGCAAAGCUUCCCCAUAGGUUCGCAGAAGUUUCUCCAGGCACAUUAACAGUGCACUUUCGAAUGUGCUUAUUAUUAAACAUUAAAUGCAUUAGUCAAUAAUCUGGAACAUUUUGAGAAAUCCAUCUGUUUCAAAGGUAAAACACAAUCUUUUAUAGCAUCCAUGGCACUUGGUUGUUAAAGUUUUAUCAGUUCCAAAAGAGAAUAUGUCAGUGGUGAUAACCAAUAUUUCUAUCAUUGUUUUACAGUAGGUAAUACAUACACAUGGUGGCUAUAAGACUAGGGAAUGAAGUGUAGCUUUAAUCAAUUUUCACAUUUGUAAAAUGUAAAGAUCUGUAAUUAAUAGUUGGGGGAAGGCAUUUUUGUAGGGGAUCUGAGAGGAGAAGAGAAAUCCCUUCUGCAGUAGAAUUAAUUGAGCUCAGCAUAGAGGAGAGCAUAUGACCCUUAGAAAACACCCUUGCCAUAUAAAAAUCAACCUGCACAGCUCAAAAGUCUUGGGGAGCUUAUGGCAAACUUUACUGUAAGAAAUGCUAGUAGAGUAGAGUAACACAAAUAAAAAA